AACCAUCUCUUAAUCUCAUCCACGACACAAUACACAUACCACCUUGCAAAUAAAAUCCUCACCACAACCGUCACAAUGUCCCUCCGCAUCGCCCCCCCCUCCAGCAACCCAACCCAAACAACCAACACCACAACCCGCGCCGUUAUCGAUCUCCCUCACCCCUCCAAGGGCGCCCCCUCCGCCCCCGGUCUCCCCGACACCCUCCGCGACAACAUCACCCUCCCAGCACCCCGGGGCCCUCCCUCCACAGCGACCGCCACCCCAUCUUCGACGCACCCGCUCGAAGCCCGCCUCCUCGCGUGGCGCGCCACCCAGGAUGCCUUGAAGAUGGAGUCGCUGCGUCGGGCGUACGGCAUCGCGGAGCCCGUGCGCCGCGGCAUGGAGUUGAAGAUCGUGCGUGAUGGGACGUUCAGGCCUGCUGCGUUGGGUGGUCUCGGCAUGGGAAACCUCCAUGAGGAUAUUUUGGUCCUGGGUGGUAGGGAUGCGGAGGUGGGCUGGGAGGAUGUGUUUAAGGGUGAUGAGUUCCGUGAACCGCCUGCUUUCCAUGAUGAGAUGGAGAAGAGAUUGCGUAUGGAUCACUGAGUGGUGGUGGGGUUGGCAGUUCUUCUGAUCUGGACAUGACAUGGCAUGGCAUGGCUUUACUUGUUGGUUGGCUGUUGAAUGGGUUGUUAUGAAUCGGAAUUUUGUUUUUUCUCUUUCUUGAUACAGGCGCUGUCUGCGGUAAAUUAUACAUUACAAUAAAUGGUGGUUUCAUCUACCUGGUCCCCCCGUACAAGCCGACGUUUGGUAGGGUGGUUAUGGAAAAGGGUACUUUACGAA
Aspergillus welwitschiae is the source of this 819-nucleotide messenger RNA. Its product is annotated as proteasome maturation protein. Lineage: Eukaryota; Fungi; Ascomycota; Eurotiomycetes; Eurotiales; Aspergillaceae. The transcript has 3 exons. Bases 76 to 582 code for a protein of 168 amino acids. The record is from RefSeq and is a predicted model, not a curated record. Gene Ontology annotation, biological process: proteasome assembly. Gene Ontology annotation, cellular component: cytoplasm; nucleus.